Molecule: messenger RNA, 1353 nt
Organism: Cyanidioschyzon merolae strain 10D
Lineage: Eukaryota; Rhodophyta; Bangiophyceae; Cyanidiales; Cyanidiaceae
Exons: 1
Coding region: 1-1353 (450 amino acids)
Molecular function (GO): kinase activity
Source: RefSeq, a predicted model, not a curated record
AUGCGGCUCGUGCACCGUAGGGCACGUCCUGGUGACAGUGUCUGCUUCGUUUGGCCGGCGCUUGGUACACUUCGGCGCUACCUGGAUGUUGCGCAGCACCCGACGAAUGCAACGCAAACGAUAGCAGUCUGGCGUAGACGAUGCUGGGGCUCGUGCUGCUUUCAGCCCGAUAACCGAGGCCAAGUGCCGCGCAAUGCACAACGUCACUGCACCAGAGGCGGACAGGAUAACGAAACGCGUUCUAGGUUCACUGGAUGGCACGCUCACGAACUCGAGGUCAAAGGCAGCGUCUGGCAGCGUCGUUUACCGUCUGUGGGGGUAUUCGCCAGCAGGGACGCUUCGCGUUGGCGGCAGUACCUGGAAACGUUGGGCGCUGCACUGGUCGGGACGUUAUCUGCGCCUUGCUACGCUUCAGGAAGCACAGUGGCGCGCGAGAGUCUUCAAGUUGUGCACGGCAACGCGCUCGUCACACGCGACCUGGCAGCCGCCGUAUUCGCUCUGAUCGGCUCGUACGCGUGGCUGAAAAUAUGGGACUGGCUCGCUACAAACGGAUACAUUGAGUCAACACUCUCUCGUAAGAUCGUUCACAUCACCAGUGUGCCUCUCUUCAUGCUGUCGUGGCCACUCUUUGCCGAGAAUCACGUCGCAGCUGGCGCGGUUCCCGCGGGGGUCUCCCUCCAGUCGUGGUCGACGUUUCUGAGCAUGGCUGCGAGGAGCUCGCAGGGCAUUGCAGCCAUGGUGCCUGCGAUUCUCUCGGUGAGGCUUCUGUUGGCAGGUCUGGGUCUAAGUCAAGACACGCUGGUGAAUGCGUUGGCGCGACAGAAGGCAGCAAUGCAGAAAUGGAUCCGAGAGCAUGCCGAUGAGGACGGCGCCUCGGAGCAAUCCAUGACCGCAAAUGCAUCGAUGGUGGUUCAAGGAGAUCGAAGUGAAGCGCUCAAAGGACCGCUUUACUACUGCCUAGCGACAACGGUAUGUACGUUUCUCUUCUGGCGCGGCCCGUCACCGGUAGGGAUCCUGGCCCUGAUCCAAAUGUGUGUCGGGGACGGGAUGGCGGAUCUCAUUGGGCGUCGAUGGCGAACACCGAAAUGGCCACUACCACGGGGUGGUGGCUCGCAGAAAACCAUCGGCGGCACCACGGUGUUCAUUGUCAGCGCGUUUCUAGUAUCGUGUCUGUACAUCGCGAUUUUCCACGCGUGGGGAUACGUCGACAUCGGGAUCGCUGCUGCGGCAGCGCGCAUUGCAAUGCUUACUGUGUGCUGUGCUGUGGUGGAACUUGUCGCGCCUGGUGAUGAUAAUAUAACGGUACCGCUUUCAGCAUGCCUUAUCGGGUCCUUGCUGUUUCCUGGAAAUUGA